This is a messenger RNA of Megachile rotundata (alfalfa leafcutting bee), 841 nucleotides long. Its product is annotated as UPF0489 protein C5orf22 homolog. The record is from RefSeq and is a predicted model, not a curated record. Lineage: Eukaryota; Metazoa; Arthropoda; Insecta; Hymenoptera; Megachilidae.
ACGUGCCCCGAGCCCUAUUUCGUCAGCGAGGGCUUGUACGCCAUGUUGGAGGAGUUGGAGAACACGCGUGAGGUUACUCUACACGUGAUGACCAUCGGCAACUUCAUCAACGAUCCGGCUAAGACGGACGAUUUCACUGCCAUCAGUUCAGCCCUACGACAGUAUCUUCCUGAGCGAAACACUCCUUACAUUUUGGACGUUGAUCUCGACUUCUUCAGCACCAAGAAUCCUUUCAAAACAUUGCACGACCGCAUCAAUCUCUACGACAAACUUGCAACCCUCUACGCUUUUUCACGACCUGAUUCAUCUGAUCCUGAGAUCCUGAAAGAAGCAACAGCUAUAAGAAACGAACAGCUCAACGAGUUGGAGAACCUUUUUAACUAUUUGGACGAACAUCGAAGCUUUCAGGGUUAUGAAGGCGAGAAGACAGCACGAUACGAGGCAGUGGAGCUGAUUUAUCGUGAACUGACCAGCGUUUACAAGCAAUCGGAUAUCGAUUGGAAGAUCGUGCACGAUGCAGGGUGCACCAGAGAUGACACCGACUUACCUCAUCAUGUUACCAAGCCACAGGAUCUUGAUCGGUUGAUCACUGGAACAUUCAGAUCGUUCCUGGCUGCGUUACCUGCUCCUCCUACUAUUGUGACGAUUGCACGGUCCAGCGAAGAUGAGUACUGUCCCAUGGAGGACGUUGAUCAAAUACAACUAGGAGUGCUCGACGAACUUCGUCAACGUCUGGAAAACGUCGACAUCCAAUUGGCGUACCAGGAAGAGGAAACGCAUUAAUCGAAAAAUAAAUAUCCCUACAAUGUACGAAAACUCAUUUUAAUACAAUAAAGGUUUC